UUUUUUUUUUUCAAAAUAGAAUCUGCAGGACAACGCCUCUCUCUCUCUCUCUCACGAAGAUCUCGUAUCUCUCUCUGUCUUCCAUCUCCUCUCCGAUCUCCUCCAUGAAUUCGUAGCGGAGCAGCCAACUGACGAGCAGAUCUCCUUGUUCAAUGCCGCCUUCGCCUGUUCGCUUUCAAAUGGAGACGAGUGUGAGACAGAUAGUUUGGUGAAAUUUCCUGUUCCUGUGAGAUAAUAAAGCACUAAUAAGAAGAGUGGGAAUUCUUUUGCCAUGAUUCUAAGUUCUCUACUCCUUUGUUUUAUUGCUGCUCAAGAAUUUGCAUGUGGGUUUUUAGCCUAAGGUUUUGGCCACCGAUAUCUCUUGCUAAAGAAUCUAGUGGAUGGGAACACAAUGGCAGCAGAAAGAGAUGGGGGCAGUGACAACCAGCAUUACCAGAUACAAAGCCUUUCUAGGCAAGGAUCACUUUACAAUUUGACUCUCAAUGAAGUCCAGAACCACAUAGGAGAGCCUCUUCUUAGCAUGAACCUAGAUGACCUCCUCAAGACUGUGUUUGCGAGCGAGGUUAAUCAGUUAUCUGGUGCUGAGGUUGAUAUGCCAGCUGAUCAGCAUGCACCCACUUCUGGUCUCCUUCGUCAGGGUAGCAUUACCAUGCCAUGCGAGUUAAGUAAAAAGACAGUAGAUGAAGUGUGGAGGGACAUUCAGCAGGAGCAGAAGAAUGUUGAGGUACAGAGAUUAGGUAGUGAGAAGCAGCCUACUCUUGGUGAAAUGACGCUAGAGGUUUUUCUAGUAAAGGCUGGUGUGGUUGCGGACAUCCUUGAUAAAGAUGGACAGGAAUUGAUGGGGGAUGUAGAUCCAUUGGGAAAUAUUGAUCCAUUGCCGGACACACAGAAUUUUACACGAGGAACAGGUUGGUUGCAGCAAUUUCAACCGAUGGCUAGUAUGGACAAGCACAUGCAUGGGCAACAAAGCAUGAUGGGCACUCAUGUAUCAAAUCGAUUACUUCCUCAUCCAAGUAAUACUGGAACUAUGCUUGAGGCAAUGUUUUCUGAAGGUCAGAUAAACAUAUCAUCAUCAACACUAGGUGUUUUUCCUGAUUCUCAAACACCAGGUAGGAAACGUGGUGCUUCAGAAGAAAUCGUGGACAAAUUAGCCGAGAGGAGACAGAAAAGGAUGAUAAAAAAUCGGGAGUCUGCUGCACGUUCAAGAGCAAGGAAACAGGCAUACACUAAUGAGCUGGAGAACAAGGUUUCUGGCCUAGAAGAAGAGAAUGAGAGGUUAAAAAAACUAAAGGAGCUGGACGAGUUUGUGUUCUCCCUUCCUCGGGAACCGAGGUAUCAACUUCGUCGAACUAGCUCUGCUCCGCUUUAACUUAAUUGUAAAUCAGAUACUUAUGCAGACGUUGUAGUUCUGAAGAGGCAACGCCUAGGUAUUGCUCUAUCUUGCCUUCUCAGAGUUAGGUUCUGUUCCCUUGUAAAUCUGCUUGCUUUACAAGUUAAUGUGUAAAUUUCACAACCUAGGUAUCUUUUUCUUCCUUCAUGUCCAUAGUCCUAUAGUAACUUUGUUAUGUAAAAUGUGAGGUUUUGUAGCACAACUCUUGUACUCUAGAUAUUUGUCUGUGGAGUUGUUGUGAACAAUUGUUGCUCUCUGAAGUCGUUACCUUAGCAGGCCUCUA
Zingiber officinale is the source of this 1673-nucleotide messenger RNA. RefSeq names its product ABSCISIC ACID-INSENSITIVE 5-like protein 2. Gene Ontology annotation, cellular component: nucleus. Gene Ontology annotation, biological process: positive regulation of DNA-templated transcription. The record is from RefSeq and is a predicted model, not a curated record. The coding region runs from base 392 to 1369 and encodes 325 amino acids. The transcript has 4 exons. Gene Ontology annotation, molecular function: DNA-binding transcription factor activity. NCBI's taxonomy places the organism in Eukaryota, Viridiplantae, Streptophyta, Magnoliopsida, Zingiberales, Zingiberaceae.